Molecule: messenger RNA, 2682 nt
Organism: Geosmithia morbida
Lineage: Eukaryota; Fungi; Ascomycota; Sordariomycetes; Hypocreales; Bionectriaceae
Product: vacuolar protein sorting-associated protein 35
Exons: 4
Coding region: 1-2682 (893 amino acids)
Biological process (GO): intracellular protein transport; retrograde transport, endosome to Golgi
Cellular component (GO): late endosome; retromer complex; retromer, cargo-selective complex
Source: RefSeq, a predicted model, not a curated record
AUGGCUACGCCGGCACCUGCAGAGGACCAGGCGCGUCUUCUCGAGGAUGCCCUGAUUGCCGUGCGGCAGCAGACGUCGCUCAUGCGCAACUCGACCCUCGUCUCGGAACUGCGCACCAGCAGCCUCGGACCCAAGCAGUACUACGAGCUCUACAUGUCCGUCUUCGACGCCCUGCGCUACCUGUCCGUCCACCUCCGCGAGAGUCACCCCGUCAACCACCUGGCCGACCUGUACGAGCUGGUCCAGUAUGCCGGAAACAUCAUCCCGCGCCUGUAUCUCAUGAUUACGGUCGGCACAGCCUACAUGUCGGUCGAGGACGCGCCCGUCAAGGAGCUGAUGAAGGACAUGAUGGACAUGAGCCGCGGCGUCCAGCACCCCAUCCGCGGCCUGUUCCUGCGCUAUUACCUGUCCGGCCAGGCUCGUGAUUUUCUGCCCUCGGGCGACGGCGACGGUCCGGAGGGAAACCUCAGCGACUCCAUCAACUUUGUCCUCACCAACUUUGUCGAGAUGAACAAGCUCUGGGUCCGCCUGCAGCACCAGGGCCACUCGCGCGAGCGUGAGGCCCGCCUCCGCGAGCGCAAGGAGCUUCAGCUUCUCGUCGGAAGCAACAUUGAGCGCCUAAGCCGCCUAGUCGACCUCGAGACCUACAAGACGUCCAUAUUGGGCCCCCUCCUCGAGCAGGUUGUCCAGUGCCGCGACGUCCUCGCCCAAGAAUACCUCCUCGAGGUCAUCACCAAGGUCUUCCCCGACGAGUUCCACCUGCACACCCUCGACCAGUUCCUUGGCGCCGUCUCCCGCCUCAACCCUCACGUCAACGUCAAGUCCAUUGUCAUCGGCCUCAUGGACCGCUUGUCUGAGUACGCCGAGCGCGAGAACCCCGGCGGCAUUUCGGGCACCGUCAACGGAGAUGACCGUGCCAAGUCCGAGGCCGAUGCUCUUGCGAGCCUUCUCGAAAAGAUCAAGCUGCAAAAGGAGACGGCCGAGCGGCAGAAAGCUGCAUCGGCAGCGACCGGCACGAACGGCGAUGGACAGACGCCAGUAGACGGGGACGACCAGGCGGUGUCGCCGGACGGCGCUACAGAAGAGGAGGGCGACAGCAAGGACGUAGACGAGUCCGACGAAACAGCAGCCGCAUCUGUUGCCGAAAACGAGUCGACGGCUGUCAAUGGCCAGGAUGAGGAGGGGCAGGACGAGGGAGGCGCCGAGAAGACCAAUGGCGGUGCCAUUCUGGCCUCUGUCCAGCUGUACGAGGUCUUCUUUGGGCAGGUCAAGAACCUGGUUGAGGUCCAGCAGCUGCCUAUUCAGGAUGUCAUCGCGCUCCUCGUGUCGCUGGCCAACCUGGCCCUCAAAAUCUACCCCGACCGCCUUGACUACAUUGACCAGACACUCAUGUACGCCGCAGCCAAGACGCGCGAGCACAUGAACAGUGCCGACCUUCACUCGACACCCGCUCAGCAGAGUCUCCUGGCGCUCCUGCAGGCGCCGCUCAACCGAUACACGUCCAUCUUCACGGCGCUCUCGCUUCCCACCUACGUGCCGCUAUUCCAGGCCCAGACGUACCCGACGCGGCGGGCGGUGGCAGGCGGAGUGGCGCGCGCCCUUAUACGCAACCAGACCAAGAUCUCGAGGACGGACCAGCUGGAGAACGUGCUCGAGGUGCUAUCAGUGCUGAUCAAGGAGGGCACGCAGACGCCCCAGGGCUACCCUGGCGGCCCGCAGAGGCGGGCGGUGGAGACGGACGAGACGCUGGAGGAGCAGGGAUGGCUGGCACGGAUGGUGCACCUGCUCCAGGGUGAGGACAACGAUACGCAGUUCAAGCUGCUGCAGAUGACGCGCAGGGCCUUUAGCGAGGGCGGGGAGCGGAUCCGGACGACGACGCCCCCGCUGGUAACGGCGUCGCUGAAGCUGGCGCGGCGCUUUAAGCUGCGCGAGCACUUUGAAGACAACUGGGAGACGCAGAGCAACGCCCUUUUCAAGUUCGUCCACUCGUCGCUCAGCACGCUGUACGAGCGGGUCAACAGCGCAGGCACGGCGGAGCUGUCGCUGCGUCUGUUCUGCGCAGCGGGCCAGACGGCGGACAUGGUGGGCUUCGAAGAGGUGGCGUACGAGUUCUUCGCGCAGGCCUUCACCAUCUACGAGGAGGCCGUGUCGGAUUCCAAGGCUCAGUUUCAGGCCGUGUGCGUCGUUGCCACGGCGCUGCACCAGACGCGCAACUUUGGACGUGAGAAUUACGACACGCUCAUCACAAAGUGCGCUCAGCACGGGAGCAAGCUUCUCCGCAAGCCGGAUCAGUGCAGGGCCGUCUGCCUGGCUAGUCACCUCUGGUGGGCGACACCCGUGGGGACGAAUGGCGAGACGGAGGAUACAGAGCUCUAUCGUGAUGGAAAGAGGGUACUCGAGUGUCUUCAGCGUGCGCUGCGCGUUGCAGACUCUUGCAUGGACACUGCGGCGUCGAUUGAGCUGUUUGUCGAGAUCCUGGAUCGCUACAUCUUUUACUUUGAUCAGCAGAACGAAUCGGUCACCACCAAAUACGUCAACGGUCUCAUCGAGCUCAUCCACUCCAACUUUGCUAGCAACCAGCAGGAAUCGGCAUCGGUCGAAAGCAGCAGAAAGCACUUCAACCUAACGCUGGAGAAUAUCAAGAGCAGACAAUAUGAGGGAGUAGUCUUGUACCCGAGCUGA